Molecule: messenger RNA, 2212 nt
Organism: Boleophthalmus pectinirostris (great blue-spotted mudskipper)
Lineage: Eukaryota; Metazoa; Chordata; Actinopteri; Gobiiformes; Gobiidae
Product: keratin, type II cytoskeletal cochleal-like
Exons: 9
Coding region: 57-1715 (552 amino acids)
Biological process (GO): keratinization; intermediate filament organization
Cellular component (GO): keratin filament
Molecular function (GO): structural constituent of skin epidermis
Source: RefSeq, a predicted model, not a curated record
ACUCUCCUCUAAGUGCACUCCACUGCUCUGCCUCUCUUCUCCCUUCCUUUGCAACCAUGAAGACCGUAACAAGAACCACCCGCUCCAGCAUGAGCGGUGGUUUCGGCGGCAGUAGUGGUGGUUUCAGCAGCGGUGGUAGCAUCCGCAUGUCCAGUGGUGGCGGCGGCGGCGGCUUCGGUGGGGGCUUCACCUCCAGAUCCGCCAUUGUCUCCCGUGGUCCCGUUAUGUCCUCCGCAUCUGUGAGACUGGGCUCAGCGGCCGGUGGUGGAGGCUUUGGCAUGGGAGGACUUGGAUUUGGUGGUGGCGCUGGAGCAGGAUUUGGUGCUGGAGCAGGAUUUGGAGGUGGUGCUGGUGGUGGUGCUGGAUUCGGUGGUGGUGCUGGAUUCGGUGGCGGUGGAUUCGGUGGUCCCAUCACCCCAACCAUCUCCAAUGUUACCGUGAACUCGAGCCUGCUGGCCCCCGUAUCUGUUGAUAUCGACCCCCAAAUCCAAGUUGUGCGCAACCAAGAGAAGGAGCAGAUCAAGACCCUGAACAACCGCUUUGCCUCAUUCAUUGACAAGGUGCGCUUCUUGGAACAGCAGAACAAAAUGCUUGAGACCAAAUGGAGCCUGCUUCAGGAACAGACCACCACCCGCUCCAACAUUGAUUCCAUGUUUGAGGCCUACAUCGCCAACCUGCGCAGACAGCUCGAUGGGCUUGGCAAUGAGAAGAUCAAGCUGGAGGGAGAGCUGAAGAACAUGCAAGGCCUGGUGGAAGACUUCAAGACCAAAUAUGAGGAUGAAAUCAACAAGCGCGCCACAGUGGAGAAUGAUUUUGUGCUCAUCAAGAAGGAUGUUGAUGGUGCCUACAUGAACAAGGUCGAGCUGGAGGCCAAGGUCGACUCCCUCACAGACGAGAUCAACUUCCUCAGAGCAGUCUAUGAAGCAGAACUGGCUGAGCUCCAAGGACAGAUCAAGGACAUCUCAGUCAUUGUGGAGAUGGACAACAGCCGUGGCUUGAACAUGGAGGCCAUUAUUGCUGAUGCUAAGAAAGAGUUUGAGGAAGUUGCUAACAGAAGCCGCCUGGAGACCGAGAAUUGGUACAGCGUUAAGAUUGAGCAGAUGCAGACCUCUGCGGGACAGUAUGGAGAGGACCUUCGCAACACCAAGAACGAGAUUGCCGAGAUGAACCGCAUGAUCUCCCGCAUCCAGAACGAGAUUGAAACAGUCAAAUCACAACGUGCCAACCUGGAGGCUCAGAUUGCAGAGGCUGAGGAACGUGGAGAGCUGGCAGUGAAGGAUGCCAAGCUUCGCAUUGCUGAGCUGGAAGAAGCCCUGCAGAGAACCAAGCAGGACAUGGCCAGACAGGUCCGUGAAUACCAGGAACUCAUGAAUGUCAAACUCGCCCUGGACAUUGAGAUCGCCACCUACAGGAAGCUCCUGGAAGGAGAGGAGGACAGGAUUGCAACUGGUACACAGGCCACAGUCCACAUUCAGACCUCCAGCGCAGGAGGAGCCGCUGGUGGAGGUGGUGGCUUCGGAGGUGGUUAUGGAGCCGGUAUGGGAAGCGGCAUGGGAGGCGGUAUGGGAGUUGGUGGAGGUUUUGGCAGCGGUUAUGGUGGAGGCUUGAGCAUUGGCGGUGGCAGCAUGGGCGGAGGCCUGGCCAUGGGAGGAGGCUACGGAAGCAGCAUCAGCGUUGGAGGAAGCUCCAGGUCCAUCAAAAUGAGCCGCUUCUAAGCAGCAGAACUCCUCUCCACACUCUACGUCCCCUUUUUCCUAUGUUCAGCAGAGCUCCUGUUCCCACCAGCAGGCCCAUGUUUGAGAGAGUCAGAGAUACCAUCAGUCAGAGCAGCACACGAGUCAGUUCUCUCUUGUAUCAGUCAGCCUAGAUGUCUAGAUGUUGUUGGAUUUGGUGUCGCACAGACCAGAGUGUUUGUGUCCUGACAGAGAAGUCUUCACACAGAGCUGUAGGAAAAGGACUGCAGAUAUUCCUAUGACAAACAAAAAAAUCAUAACAAUGACCCUCAUAGGCAUAACUGUUCCCUUUCCUGCACCUCUUCAGCAACAUGCACCACUGUCCUCUGAAGCGAUUUUUACCCAAGUUUACAAAAACUGUCUUAUGUCUGUAUGUUCCACGUUCACUUUUUCCACACCAUCAGGCUGACUGGAACUCCAGAUUUAUCCAAGUGUAUGUACCAUCUGCACCGCAAAUAAAUCUGACUCAUAAUCUUCAA